GUUAAAGCUGGGCAUUCAUAGAGAGCUGACUAAGAUGAGCUUGCUAGUGUUUAUUUCAGUUAUUGUUUUGAUAGUACUUUUUUAUUAUAAUUUAAAAAGUGUGAAGUACCCUCCAGGUCCAAUUGCUCUUCCAUAUUUUGGGAACAUAAUUACUAUAAAAAAAUUAAGUAAGAAGUUUAACGGUCUCCAGGGCGCAUUUAUUGAACUAAGUAAACAAUAUCGGACCGAUGUUCUCUCUGUUUCCAUGUCAGGUGAAUAUUCAGUUGUCGUACAGGGUAAAGAAUUAAUAGAUGAAGUUCUUAGAGGAGAUGAAUUUCAAGGAAGGCCGAACAACUUUUUCAUAAAGCUGCGAUCAAUGGGAGCAAGAAGAGGAAUAACGAUGACGGACGGCCCACUGUGGAAGGAACAAAGAGCAUUUGCUUUCAAACAUUUGCACGAGCAUGGGCUAGGAACCCAAAAAAUGGAUGAUAUGCUACAAAGACAAUUACAGGAAAUGCUGUCUAAACUGAAUGAAGGUGUAUUGAGCAACCUUGUUUUGAAACAAUAUGUUUCUAAAUGUGUAUUGAAUGUAUUAUGGGAAAUGGUUACUGGAUCUUCAUUUCAAGACGAGGAAACAAUGACAUCCUUAAUAUCCCUGAUGGAAGCACGUUCGAAGGCGUUUGACAUCAGUGGUGGUCUCCUUUCGCAGUUCCCAUGGAUUCGAUACAUAUUUCCUAAGUAUUCUGGCUAUAAUUUGAUUCAAACUUUGAACAGAAAAUUUAAAGAAAUGAUUAUGGGAAUAAUUGAACAUCAUAAAAAAACCAUUGUGAAAGGUCAUUCACGUGACUUUAUCGAUGCUUUUCUUCAUGAAAUGAAUGAAAAUCCAACAUCGAGCUCUUUUACUGACGAACAGCUGGUUAUGGUAUGUCUAGAUUUCUUCAUUGGCGGUUCUCAGACUAUAAGCGGCACUCUUGACUAUUGUUUUCUUUAUAUGACGAUGUAUAAAGAUGUACAAGAGAAAGUCCAAAAAGAACUUGAUGAUAUAUUAUUACCUGGUCAAUCUCCAUCCAGGAAUAAUAAAAAUAAGUGUCCAUUUGUAGAAGCUGUAAUAUCAGAGGUUCUCAGGAUAUCUCCUAUCAUAUCACUUCUUGGACCAAGGAGAACUACAUGUGAUACUUUUCUCAGUGGUUAUUUCAUACCAAAGGACACCACUGUAUAUCUUAAUUUUAAGACUGUCCACGACAGUUCCAAACAUUGGGAAGAUCCGGGAAAGUUUAAACCUGAAAGAUUUUUAAAUGAAGAAGGAACAGUUAAACAAGAACAAACCUUGUACAACUUUGGAAGAGGUAAAAGGCGUUGUCCUGCCGAGGUUCUUGCUAGGACUGCUCUGUUUAUACUAUUUUCAGGUGUACUACACAAUUUAAAACUAGAACCUGCCGAUGAGAAAGAUCCACUUUCAUUGAGGCAGGUUCCAGGAAUAACUACAUCUGCUGCAGAGUAUUAUAUUAAACUUACUAGAAGACAUAAAUAGCAUCUAAUUAAAAAUACUUAUACUGUCCAAAAUAAAAAUAUAGAUUUUCUACUAUUAAUAAUAACUAGCAUAACCGGGUUAAUAUUAUGUUAGCCUUAAUACAUAAUUUCAACAUAACAUUUUCAAAGUUUUAGUAACUAUUAUUGUACUUUGGUGUAAGUUUUACUAAACAUCAAAAACAUUUUACAUCAAGUAUUAAUUAAUUAAUUUAUAUAAUUAUCCUGAAAUAAAAUAUAAGUAAGAUGUGUU
Messenger RNA from Nezara viridula (southern green stink bug), 1759 nucleotides. Lineage: Eukaryota; Metazoa; Arthropoda; Insecta; Hemiptera; Pentatomidae. The record is from the annotation of a GenBank genome assembly.